This is a messenger RNA of Staurois parvus, 1007 nucleotides long. Lineage: Eukaryota; Metazoa; Chordata; Amphibia; Anura; Ranidae. The record is from the annotation of a GenBank genome assembly.
GGCGGGCGCCGGACCCCCAGGCGGAACUACAGGUCUCGAGCCAUGCUCAGGCGGAGCGGCGGGCGCCCGGACCCCCGGGUGGAGCGAGACAGGUCUCGGGCCCUCAGGCGGAGCGGCGGGCGCCGGGACCCCCAGGUGGAGCGACAGGUCUCGGGGCCCUCAGGCGGAGCAGCGGGCGCCGGACCCCCAGGCGGAGCAGCGGGCACCUGAGUCACCAGGCACGACAGUGGGCUCCGAGUCAACAUGGCAUGACCUGCUGGCACUAGGUCAGACAAUGAUAUUUCGUCUGGCUGGACAGCGGGCAUCGGGUCACCAGGCUUCAGGUCAUUUGGCUCGACAGCGGGCACCGUGAGUCAUCUGGCAAGGCAGUGGGCUCCGAGUCAACUGGUAUGACCGCGGGCACUGGGUCAGACAUUGGAUCGUCUGACCGGACAGCGGGCAUCGGUCACCAGGCAUCAGGUCAUUUGGCUCGACCGCGGGGCACCGCGUCAUUCUGGCAAGGCAGUGGGCUCCGAGUCAACUGGCACGACAGUGGGCACCGGGUCAUCAGGCAUUGGGAUCGUCUGGCUUGACAGCGGGCCAUCGGGUCACCAGGUAUGACAGCGGGCACUGGGUCACCACUGGCAUCAGGUCAUUUGGCUCGCCAGCUGGGCACCGCGUCAUCUGGCAAGGCAGUGGGCACCGUCGUCACCAGGUACGCCAAUUCGGGCUCUGAGGCAAUUGAAGCACGACAGCGGUGCACCGGAUCAGGUUACCGGAUCAUCUGGAUCAACAGCGGGCAUCGAGUCAACUGGCCUAAUAGGAUCGUCAGGCUGGAUCAGUUCAUCAUGCUGGGUAGAGGCAUCAGGCUGAAUCCCGGCGUCCGGCUGAGUAGAGGCUUCAGGCCGAGUAGAGGCUUCAGGCCGAGUAGAGGCUUCAGGCCGAGUAGAGGCAUCAGGCCGAGUAGAGGCUUCAGGCCGAGUAGAGGCAUCAGGCCGAGUAGAGGCUUCAGGCCGAGUAGGAGGCAU